This is a messenger RNA of Heterocephalus glaber (naked mole-rat), 2270 nucleotides long. The record is from RefSeq and is a predicted model, not a curated record. Lineage: Eukaryota; Metazoa; Chordata; Mammalia; Rodentia; Bathyergidae.
GCUGGCCUUGAAUUCACAGUGAUCCUCCUGCCUCAGCCUCCCAAGUGCUGGGAUUACAGGCCUGUUCUGCCAUGGCCUACCUAAUUUCCUCUUCACUGCCACCAGUUUAAGAAACUCUCAAUUCUGCUGCAGAGGCGUACAGACCUCUACUGCUGCACAAAGAGGCCUCACUUUGGCCAGUUGGUGAGGCCUCCCCAAUUCUAACCAUUCUUCUAUGACCUCAUUCCUACCACUGGCUCCAUCUGUGGCUUUGUGAUUUCAUCAGUGAAGGAUCCAAACUUGGCUACUGAGACUCAGAGCCCCCAGGAGCACAGCUCCUCUACAGAAUCGGCUUGGGGGUGGCCUUAGGACCACAUUCUGUAGAGCAUCUUCAGACUGAGCUGGGUGCCUCUCUGAGUUGGGCCCAGGCUCUACACAAUAGACACUUGCCUUGGUUUCAACUGCCUCUGAGAAGCUUCAUCGAUCGCCAUGAAGUGCACUCCUGCUGCUGAUCCACAGCGUUCCUUGCAGCUGCUGGUGGCCUCCUUGUUCUGGAACAUGGGCAGCACAGCCCCGCCGACCUGGAGCUGCCCAAGCAGCUGGGCCCUGCCCCAUGGAGACCCACAGGAGCCCGAGAGGGGGACAGCAGCACCUGCUGAGCACCCUGGUCUUGGUGCAGACCCUAGCCAAUGUCAUCUGGCCUUGCUACGGACCCUUGGGGCGGCAGAAGUUCCUGGUGACCACUCACGGGGACACUGUGUGUACGGGCUUGGCCGCUGCCAUCCUGCUGGCAAAAGCAUUACUGGAGCAGGCUGAGCUCCUGCUCAGAGCUGGCCUGCCCUGCACCCAGCUCAGGGAGGCCUACAGCACAGCCCUGGCAGAGGUCAUGGCCAUGCUCCCUUCCCUAGCCAUCCAGGCCCUGGGGCCUUUGGAGGAUCCAUACUGGGCCCUCUGCUCUGUGAUGAACACACACUCCCUGGCCCACUCGGACCACCUGGCCAAGCUGGUAGCCCACGCAUGCUGGGCCAGCAAGGAGCCCAGUGGCAGCUUCAAGCCUGAGUGCAUUCGGCUGUGCAGGCUGUGUGGGGGGACGCUGUGGGACUCCUGCCUCCUCCCAGGGCUUGCCAUAGCUGCAAGCCCCUGUGGUCAGGUGACUACAAUGUCAUCAGGGGCCAGGGUGGCCCUCUUCACUUGCCACUUUGGUCCUGCUAGUCCCAAUGCCCCUGCAACUGCCUGUCUCUAUAGCCUCAAGGCCCUUCUUAUAUUCAAGAGAGAAACAAUGGACAUAGAAAAGCAGGUGGCCUAGCUGGCAGACUCGAAUGUCAACGUGGCUGUCAAAUGGGGGGAUAUGGAUAAAGAGACCCUUGCCCUGGCUGACCAGCUGGGCAUCAUGGUGAUUUGGGCUGAGCAAUCUCGGAGGGAAAUAGUGUACCUCAGUGAGGUGCUGGGCACCCCUCUGCUGACCAGCCUGCUCCCCCGACUGGAGCCUGGGCAGUGCUGGAGAGUUCACACACAGGAACUGGGGGACAGCAAGGCCGUGGUGUUUGAGUGGGAGCAUUCAGGUGCUCCUGUCCUCACCCUGGUCCUCCGGGGGUCUACAGCUGAGGGACUUUGGGGCACAGAGGAGGCCACCUAUCAUGGCAUUGAUGCCUAUGCCCAGCUCUGUCAGGAUCCCAGGCUGCUGCCGGGAGCCGGCACCACAGAGAUGGCUCUGGCCAGGAUGCUGUCAGAGAAAGGGGGCAAAAUGGAUGGGCCACAGGGGGCCACCUUCCUGGCAUUUCCCCGGGCACUGAGGUCUUUUCCUAAAACCUUGGCAGAGAAUGCAGGCUUGGCUGUCCCAACCGUGAUGGCAGAAAUGAGUGGCAUCCACCAAGCAGGGAACUUCCUGGUGGGAGUGGGAAGUGAAGGGUUACUAAAUGCUGCCCAGGAAGGCAUGUGGGAGCUCCUCGUGGUCAAAGCCCAAGGCUUCCGUGCAGUGGCCGAGGUGGUGCGGACACUCGUGACUGUGGAUGAGUUUGUGGUGGCCAAAGUGAGCCCUAGCCACCAGCAAAUCUCAAACCUGGAGUCCAAGAAGGCAAUAGAAAGCCUGUCCCCAGCCAGAAAAGAAACCCUUAUGACAGACAAGAAGCAACAUCCUCAACAAAACAGGACUGCCUGCCGAGGAGGGGAGGCCCCCCACCCCACCCUGGAAAUGCAUGUUUACCUUAUUUAGUCCUUCCACAUUGGGUGCUUUUAUUAUUUUAACUGGAUGUUUUUGUUUUGUUUUGGUACCAGGGAUCAAACUUGGGACC